This is a messenger RNA of Neohortaea acidophila, 162 nucleotides long. RefSeq lists its product as uncharacterized. The annotation marks the transcript as partial. The transcript has a single exon. Gene Ontology annotation, cellular component: Rpd3L complex; Rpd3L-Expanded complex; nucleus. The record is from RefSeq and is a predicted model, not a curated record. Gene Ontology annotation, biological process: regulation of DNA-templated transcription. Lineage: Eukaryota; Fungi; Ascomycota; Dothideomycetes; Mycosphaerellales; Teratosphaeriaceae.
GACCCCGACGAGCCGAAAUACUGCUACUGCAAUCGUGGGAGUUACGGCGAGAUGAUCGCUUGCGACAACGAACUCUGCGCGCGCGAGUGGUUCCAUUUGGGAUGCACGGAUCUGAGAGAGCCACCGGACGAGGCGGUCAAGUGGUAUUGCGAGGACUGCAAG